GUCGCCAGCCAUCCCAAGCCUUCAAUCCAGACUGAUUUCGGCCCAGCUUCUCGGUCAACAGAACAUAACGCAGCAGCAGGCGAGUAGUGAAGUAACCAAGUCUCAGAUGGAAGCUAGAAUUCAGCGGUGAAUCAUUCAAAUCUAUUCAAAAUCGAUGAGUAACCGAACGGCGACUUCAAUUCCUCAAAUCAAUUGCACUAACGUUCGGCCAUACACUCCGCCUUUGACCAAGUAAGCAACGGUUUCUUCUACGCUCUGCUCUCAAAUCAACAACGGGAAGAAUUCCUCCGGCCUAUAAAUUGGGCAAGGAAUCACAGCAGGUGGAGGGGGAACGAACCAGAGAGCUCCAUUCUUCAAUUUCUUCAUCAUCUUCUUCUAUAGGUACCCAAAUAAAUUGGCUUCCGGACUUAAUCCGGAAGUCAACCCUUUAAAUUUUCAAUUCUUUUGUUGUUUCUAUGUUCAAGUGUUGUUUUUUUUUCCAAUUUAUCACUUUUUUUUUCGUUACUUGUUCAUGUAAAAAAAUCUGGCAAAAAAAAAAUAUAUAACGCAGCCAGAUCGAUCGAUCUAUCUAUCGACAAAGAAAAUAAAACGAAGGAAUUAAUAAUCAAAGGAAUGUCACAACAUAUUGCAGUAGAGCGAAAGAGAAGACGUCAGAUGAAUGAACAUCUCAAGAUUCUGCGCUCCUUAACCCCUUCUUUCUAUAUCAAACGGGGAGAUCAAGCUUCAAUAAUUGGGGGAGUAGUUGAGUUCAUCAAGGAGUUGCACCAAAUUCAACAAUCAUUGGAGGCCAAGAAAAGAAUGAAGAGAUUAAAUACAAGUCCUGCUAAGGCACCAUUGCACCCAAAUAGUAUCCCAGAAACUCCAUGUUUGAAUGCUUACAAUAGUUUCAAGGAAGUCGAAGCUUGUUGCAACUCUCCCGUUGCUAAUGUUGAGGCUAUGAUAUUUGGUACUAACGUCAUACUGAAAACAAUUUCUCGCCGAAUCCGAGGGCAAAUUGUGAGGAUUAUGAAUGUCUUGGAUAGACUUUUCUUAGAGAUUCUCCAUUUGAACAUUAGCAGCAUGGAAGAUACAGUGCUUUAUACCUUUGUUGUUAAGAUUGGACUGGAAUGCCACGUUAGCGUGGAAGAGCUUGCUUCUGAAGUUCAACUCAGCUUUAGGUCUGAAGAAGCUUACAAGGAAAACUAGUUAGCUAGCUUAGCUUAGAGAGUUUAUUUACCACUAGUUAACUCCAUUUCCUUUAUACAUUUUCAUUAAUCAUUUAAUUAAAUAAAAUAACAUUAUCACUGCUUAUUUUGUAGUUUAACUUUUGAUGCAGUUUUUAAUAUAUUAAUUUGAAAAUAACUUCGUCAAAAUAUCGUAAACCAAACAGAAGCCUUAUUUUGGGACGAACAGGGUCAUAGUUAUAUGUGUAUACUAUAAAAACUAAAAAAGUAUGUUCUUCAUCUCGUAAAAAAAUCCAUGUUCUAUAUUCAUAGAGUUCAAUAAAAGUUUCAACUUUGG
Molecule: messenger RNA, 1500 nt
Organism: Cuscuta campestris
Lineage: Eukaryota; Viridiplantae; Streptophyta; Magnoliopsida; Solanales; Convolvulaceae
Source: the annotation of a GenBank genome assembly